Molecule: messenger RNA, 12470 nt
Organism: Porites evermanni
Lineage: Eukaryota; Metazoa; Cnidaria; Anthozoa; Scleractinia; Poritidae
Source: the annotation of a GenBank genome assembly
AUGAACCAUAAACAUUUGUUAAGCUGCUGUGUCGAGAUAUUAGACUCUUUUAACCCAAGGAUUCAUGGUGUUUUGGAACAUCUGAAUUCUUGUUUAGCGACUAAGCAAGUAAGUAAAAUUUUUCUCCUUUUAAUUUAGUGGUACCAUUAGAGGAAAGAAGUUUACAGGAAAAAAACACAAUUAGAAUUUAAGUCUUACAUAUAAUUUUAAAAAAUUAGGGGCUCGAAGAAAGCGACGAAUCAUUCGUAACAGAGGUUUUCUCAGGAUGUGUGCAGUACAGCAGCAUUAUGAAGGUCUGUAUGAAUUAUCUUAAUUUUAUGCUAUAAAAAAUUUUAAAAAUGUUGGUUCUGUCUGAAUGCUACAUGUACCAGCUAUAUACAAGUACACUUGCGGUAAGUAAAUCAUUUUCUACGAGCUUUGAAAAGAAGUACUAUAAUUUCUGUAUUAAAUACAGUAGGUCAUACAUAAGACCUGGCGGUAACAAUCAAUAGAGAAAUCACUCGAGAUGAAAAUAUGUCAAAAUUUUCAUAUUUUCAAUUUGGAUGUUAUCAGUCAUUUGGUCAUCAAAACCUCAACUGACAUUUUGAAACUGAUCAUUCGACUCAAAGAAUUAAGCCACCAUGCUUGUUUUUGUCAUUUUUGUUGUUGUAUUUUAAAGUUUGGGUGGUUUUAACUUGAUUGUGCACAAGUAACCACACGUUUUAUAUUUGUGUUUUGAUGUGAUUUUUAUUUAGGUUGUUGUAGAUGCAUUUUAUGCCGAGGCUGGAAAGACUUCACUUCGUUCUGAAAGAAAUGUUUACACAGGUAAGGGCAGUACUUUUAUAUAUACUGAAAGUAUUCACAUCAAAUACCUAUUGGAAAAGUUGUUUCAAAAUGCCUAGACAUUAUUUGGCUGCAGUCACACUUAGCACUAUGGAAACUACACUACAAACAGGCAUUGAAAAUAUUUUAUCACAAAUUCAUCAUAUUUAACUUGAAUAAUACAGUUAAAAUCUCACUCACACCUUUUGUUUCAGUAUUGGCAUACUUGGCACUGUACAGAAUUGAUGAAUUAGGGAUUGCACAUUUCAGAAAAUUUGUCUUGAGCCAUGAAGCAAACAAGAUGCAUCGAGUGAGUCGUUUUAGUAUUUGUUGCCUUUUCUAAUACAGAAAACAUUAACUUUUUUUUUUUGCCUUAUGUACUACAAUGUCUGAGGUAGGAAUAUGUAUAGUAUAGUAAUUCUUAAUUCAUGCAGCACAACUUAGUAAUUUCAUAAACAUUUUCUUGUUUUUGUUACCCAGUUUUUUUCAUUCUUUUUCAAUGAAGAGAACAUCAAAACUUGGAUGAAAAAUGAGGUAAAAAUAGUUAAUAAUAAUUUGAAAUAGUUGCUUUUUUAACUAAAAACAUACAUAUUAUUAUCACAUUUUAUAAACCUACGCUGUAUUUAAACAUUGCAAAGCUGGAGAGAUGGACAUCUAAUAGAUAUAUUUCAUGGAAUUCUCCUCUCUGGAGUUACUAGUAGAAAUUCAUAUGAAAAAUAAAAGGUCUGUUGGGCAAAUGAAUGAGGUCUGUUUUUUACUUGUGAAAAUGCCUAAUUUCAUGCUUUUUGGAGGACAUAAACAAUUUUCUAUUCUUUUCAAGAUUGCACUUUGAUACAGUCCUUUGGGAUUUAUCUCCAGGAAAAUUUGGCAAGAUUUGACAAAUUAAACAACGUGGACCAACAGCGAUGAAGUUUGCAACACCACUGCAUGUAACAAUACAUGCAGAGGUGUUGCAAACUUCAUUGCUGUUAGUCCACGUUGUAUUAAUUUUUCAAGUGACAUUCUCACUGCCAUUGCUGUCGUGCUUGCUUAAGCUCCCUAUCAUUUAAAGGGCUGUGGGGAAAUGAGUCCCCAACUGAGUCUUAAUGUAAGGUUCAAUUUUCCUUCUAUUUCACAGGCAAAUACACAUUGGUAUAAAUUUUUCGAAGUAGAUUAUUCCAUGCAUGAUGAGAAAUCACUUAGGAUUUUUUUCAUGCAUCCCUUCAUGACUUUUCAGAAUUUUUACAAUAAAUAAUAUUAUGGUUUUUAAGGUUAACAUCAUUCAAUUUUUUUAUUAUUAUAACUAUAAUAAAAUUAAUUAUUAAUAAUUAUUAUUAUUUUGGUAGUGGUGUAAACACUAUGAACACAGCUAUGUCCAAACAACUCUGGUAUCUCCAUUGUUGAGGUGAGUGAGAGAUUUAAGAAGGUCACAGUAGUAUGAAUUAACAAACAAAAAUGUGGACAAAGUUACUGUCUUUGAACAAUGAUUGUCAGUCUAAUUUUGUAGUCAAAAUGCAUAAACAUGUUUGGUGAUUAUAGGAAUGUUAACUUCAUUAUUUAGGUGGAUGCCUGAGUUGCUUGAUCUGGUGGCUGAAUUAGGAGAUAAAUUAGCAAACAAGCAGAAGCCACGCAGACCAAAACCAGCAACAGGUUAGUGUUUGAAAUGAUGCUUAAAUUCUUGACCCAUCAGUUAAGUAUGAGUUAAACACUCAGACAUUUUAUAUCUGAUUUCUAAAAUAUUUAAUAACAUAACCCAAUCAUGUCAUCUGUUUCAGAGCCUAAACCUUUUAACUUAACAAAGCCCAGACCAAGGAGUGUUCCUAUGCCUGAAAAGGUGAGCACGUCAAAAACAAAUCUUUUUCAAAGCCUGACACACAGUCUGUGAGUGACCAGCUAUACUCCUUAACAGGCUGCUCUUUGAUUGCAUCCUCCCUACUGCUCUGUCUGACUAUACCAAUAUUGGUAAAUUAAGGGGACAUUACCAUCUAGUCAACAUGGAAGUGUCACUUGCUGUUAAACAGAAAAUAUUUUUUUAAGUGAGGUAAAGAAUAGUCUGAAAUGUCAUUUGUCUCUUCCCCCCACCCUCCCUUCCCCAAUGGGCGGUGAGGUGAGAGAGAUGACUGAAUGACCCAACAUUAUUAAUAAUGCCAUCACGUGACGUCACAGAAUAAUUUAUGCAAUUAUGCAUAAAUGUCUAGUUGGGGGCUAUGAGUGACAUGAGUGUGCUUUUCAAAAUGGACUUUGUCAGCACCUGAACAAUUAUCUUGACUGAUUUGGACAAUUCUCCAUAGUUUAAGCUUCCAUAGUUUAAGCUACAGGUAACAAUGGUUUGUAUUCUACACCAAUCAGCGUUGACUUACCAUUUUUGCGAAAGUCUGUGACGACACAGGACAGCAUUAUAAUGCUGUAAAUUCAGAUGUCUCUCUCACCUUACUGCCAGAGCAGGAGGGGGGGGGGGUGUUGCGAAGAGACAGAUUUCAGACUAUAUAAUAAGCUUUGCUCUUAAAACAAACAUACAAUCUAAACAGAGCCAACAUGAGUCAUCCUUGAGGCUAAAUUUCUUUCCCUGGUUACUCGCAAUAAUACAGUUGAACUUUCACUAAUGGCCACCUCUCCACAAUGGCCAUUUUUUGGCAGACAGUCCAUACUCUCACUCUUGUUUCAACAUCUCUACAACGGCCACCUCUCUACAAUGGCCACUUUUUGCUGUCCACAAGGUGGCCAUUGUAGAGAGGUUCAACUACUGCAAACUGAAAUACAUUUUUAAGGCCCCGAAACUUUUCCAGUAAAGGCAACUUGCUCCCAAUGGAAGGGCGCAACCCCACCCAUCUCUCCUUCUAAAUUUUCCCCACAUCUGUCUAUUUUUCCUGAUGUCUAUAAUUUACCAAAAUUGGUUUCCUCUUUUUCAGAUACCAAAAUUAAAGAAGCUAAAGCCAGUAAGUAGUAAAAUACAUUGUACAUCAUCACAGUAAUUUUGGUGCUUUAGUUGGGACAUGACACAACACCUCUCCCUAGGAAGGAGCAUGGUGUGAGAACCCAAAUAUCAAUAAUAAUGUGUACAGAAAGAAGACAGAAUUAUUGUUAAGUAGAUCAAUUUUUCCCUGGUUGGGGAGGAGAACUCUAAUGGAAUGCUCAUUAGUUAAUUAAGUAAGGGGUGUAAAUAGUAUAUUAUUUAAAUUACACGUAGUUUGCUGAAGAUGGAAUGUGUGUGAUUUCACCCAAUUUAGGUGCUGCUAAGGUGUUACCGUGUGUGAGGGAUAAAGCAAGCAAAAAUUGUAAAAAAAAGAGAGGAAAAAAUGAAGAAAGCAAUCACUGACAACAUCCUUAUUGCAAUUAAAGUUACUGUUCGGUAAAACUUAUUUGGCUUCUUUUUGAACGCCUUUUAGGGGUCAUAUAAAGCUUGAGUCAUGCCCAGCUUGGACUCAUGAGAAUUCCAAUUUUCUGCUCAAUAUCAGUGCCCCUUUCACAGUAGUCACCCCCGCCCAAUAAGACUCUUACUACCUGUUUAAUUUUCACCAUUAAGCUGAAUUAAGCCUUUUAAUCUCACGUGGGUGAUUUCAGAGACACUUUUUUUACUAAAACUUACUUCUAUUUUUGUUUGUGGCAAAAAUAGGUUCCUCAAAGCACAUACCGAGCACCAGUUGAAGAAGACGUCAUUGCUAAAAUCCGGGAAGAAAAUAGACGUAGAGCAGAGGUAAGACUGAUGAAACAGGAAUGAAAGGUUGUUUCUCUUUCUGCAAAGUGAUCACCGUUCGUUUUGUCAAAAAAUUAUAAACGUUUAUGAAAGAGUAAUUUUGGAGCAAUCAAUUGAAAUUGCAAACGGGGUGACCGUGGUCAGGAAAAGUCGAAAAAUUCAAAAGCUCAGAGACCCAGUUGUCCUAAUCGUUAUAAUUUACAGACGUUUGACUGAAGUAAACUCCCGCUAUUACUUACUCUUAUUCUAAUGAGAGGAUACUAACUCAAGGUCGCUACAGUGUCCGCUGUAAAGCAAGUCGACUGUUACUCCUAAAUGGGUAUGCUAAAUUGCCUAAUACGAAAGUAAAUCCGUUGUUGCCGGUUAGAUUAAGAAUUUUCUGAGAAGAGAAAUACAAGGUUCAAGCCCAAGGGGGGUGCUGGAUGAUUGUUGUUUGUUUGGGCUCUGAAUGGCCUGUUCCGACCAGGAGUUCAGAUAGUGAAUAGUGGCGCCAAAUGGAGAGCAGAAAGAAAAAAAACGGAACCACCUCGCUGUAAUUUCCUGGUCACGUUGAUUUGCACCGUCCCUGAAUACCUGGAAAAGGCCAGGCUCUGAAAUAAGCUUUUUAAAAGGAAGAGUAGAGAACUAUCAAGGGCAUCUCUUUAUUGGCUGUUAAAAUUUACUAACGAAACAGAAACUACAUUGUAUCAAAUCAGCUUUGUCACUCCUGUUAAAUGCUACCUCAAAGUUCACAUUUUGGACGGCUUUAUACGCAAGGCUCAAGGGUCUCAUUUUUGAACCUCUUAUUUGUCUCUUGACCGCAGGAGGAACUGAUCAGGUCAUCUGCUCGCCAACCAGCUUGUGCCAGCGCUGAGAAAUCAGACAAAGCUAAAAGAAGAAUGAGAAGAAUUAUCGAUGAAGAAAAUUCCAAGUAAGUAACUAAAGCUAGCUGGUCUUUUGUAAUGAAUGCGAAAGCGGCUAAAGUAUGUUGGGUAGGUUGAAAACGUUUAGGCAAACACUAUCCCGGCACAACUGAGUUUCUUGUUACAUAUAUUUGCUACAUCCCUCAGCGUUUUCUAUGCGGCGUUUAUUUCAAAAUCACAUCUCUUGAAUAAGUGAUAGUCAUUUGUACCUGUAAAUACACUUUAUACAGAGUAGCCAGCGAUUACAGCCGCCUGUCAUCGAGGCCUAAAAGAAGAAAGAUAUUUAAGUUAAUGUUAGACUUCCCAUGUGUCGCGUUUUUGCCGAGAGAGAGUCGUAAUUGUCUAGAAGGUGUAGGUAUAAACCAAGUUGCAAUGAGUUAUAAUCCUCUAAUAAAAGCAGCACUCGUGUGACUGGGUGCGGCGUUUAAUCGAGUAAAUACGGUAAUAAUCACUUAUGGAAUAUGUGGGCUAAGAGCGCAAAAAUUUGUGUAUUCAGAUGUAUUUAGAAGCGAAAGAUUUCGACGAAAUCGAUCGCAAAUUUUGCGCAGGGCAUGAUAGGAUCCCUGAAUAAUCCUUCUUUGAACUUUGUCGUGUGAUCUUUUUGCACACGCGAUCAUGCAGUGCAUGAGCGCCGUAUACAGGUGUAUGGUAGAUCUUUCCAACUAGUGUUUCUAUCUUUCUUUGCAGGUUACAGUUUAAUAAAGCGAAAGCACAGGAAAUGCCUUCAACUACGGUGAGAUAUCACUGAUUUUCGUUCACUCUGUGUUGCAGUUACCAGUAAUACCACUGUUUUAUUGAUAUUAUAUCUAACCCCAUACACUUUAAGCAGCAACGAAACGGAGGGUAAACUAAAGCAAGGACCAUCGGACACAUUUGCCAUUAAUGUGGGGGAAAUCGCCUGUUAAAUGCCAUUGCAUGACCUUAAAUUUUUAAGGCUUUACUUCUUCUGGUACUACGAGCUGAAGCCUCAGCUUUCAACAACAGAAUAUCGCAGUAGGAUUUAGUUUUACGCUACUUUUAAUGAGAUAAGCCGGAUUCCGAUAUUGAGAUCUUAAGCACUAGUUGGAAGUUUUCUUUCUUUUCUUUCGAGCGCUCAUCACGUUCUUUGUAAAAUUGUCAUCUUUGACUAUGACGGUAAAAAAUCAUUCUUUUUGUUUUUCAGGGCGGAAACAUUCCGAUCAAGUUAAAUGCCGCUACAAUCAUGAGAGAAGGAGCACUGUUUCAAAAGAAGGAAGAAGAGGAAUUAAAAAAGUAAGCUUUUCUCUUCAAUUUAACUUUGUCUUGGUUGUCUGCUUUGUUGUGUGUGUGUUUGAACGCAUUUUAUCCCAACAAUUUAAUUUUUUUUCUUGCAGACUAUUAGAGUAUGAAAAGGGUGGAAGAGAUGCCUCCGAGUUCUUAAAAUGGCAAGAAACUACAAGAAAGGUAUUUAAGUAUUAAAAAUAUAUAUAUUGUAGACAACGAGGAAACUUUGCACGUGCAUUACGCUUUUUUGGACAUUUCUUUGCCAUUGUUGCACGACCACGAAGUAAAACUGCCUAAUCUUGCGUUUUGUUGAGGAAGUGAACACAGAUACGGUCCUUUAAUUGGAAGUGAACUCCACAAAAAUUCACCAACAACUGACAAAUUAGACGGCACAGAACGACAGCGAUAAAUCUUGAAACAGCAUAAAUUCACUAUUUAAUAGACGUUUUCGCCACCUGCGUCAUCGUUGUUACUUAAACUCCCGAAUAGAGAUUCCUCGAGUUGAUUGUAUGUGUGUUUUUUAUGCGGAAAAUGGGAGUUAAAAUACACUUAGGAAGACGCUGUCUUUAUAUCCUUGGUUACUUAUUCAUUUACUUUUUACACGUUUUUAUUUUGUUGUCGUUGUUGUUCUUUUAACGCAGAAAGACCUGGACGAAAAGCUGGCAGAAAUCGAGAGACGAAGAUUAGUAAGUAAUUAAAACAAGUUUUUAGAUUUUGUUUCCAAGACUGUUUGCAUGGUCAUAGCUGAACCAUGCUCUCUUUGGUGUUCCAUAAUUGUAAUCUGUCUUCUUCUUUUUUUUAAAGGAGGGAAAAUUGAGCUAUGAAGAGGCGAUAUUAGCCAGACAAACUAUGAUCAAGGAAAAUCAACAACGAGUUAUGGAAAUGAAAGAAAAGGUAAGGAGAAAAUGACUAAAAGUGGGGAUUUAGGUGGAGAGAACCCCUUCCCAAGUUAUUUUCAAGGCUAGCAAAACCAUGAACAAGUAUCUUGCGUGAAAGCUCUUGAAGGCCCUGGAAACGUUGGUGGGAGGCGCCGGAGUGCUCUGAACACUGCGCCAUCUUUGCUUUCGCUCUCAAAAGGGGCCAAAGUCAAAAUUCAACAAAUUUUCCAAAUUCCAUUUUGUAAAAUACUGAAAAACAGCUGACACCCUGUGAACGUACGACCAAAGAGCUUUCAUUUGAAUGGUCACCUGACCAUAGGAUUUCAUCAUCAGACUUAAACUUUAAACUACAUUCUAAACAAAUAGUACCAUGUGAAAGUACUGCUGGAGAGGUUUCAUUUGAAUGGUAACACCAUAGGAUUUCAUCCACAGAAUCAAAACUUAGAACUACAUUCUAAAUAAAUAUAGUACCAUGUGAAGGUACUGGCAAAGAGUUUUUAUUUGAAUGGUCACACCAUUGGAUUUUGUACACAGAUUUAAAAGAUAGAACACUUCACAAGAAUGAGAGGGUUAAAAUUUAGUAAUAAUUUGGUUCACAGACCAAAGAGAUGAUGCAGAAGCAUCUGGAGAAAAAGUCAAAAGAAGGAGAAGAAAUGAGGUUUGUGCUGCCUGUACUGAUUGAACUGAAAUCUUUGACUUGUAUUAUCAAGGCGUCAGUUUUAACUCGCUUGUGCCUCAGGCCGUGCGGUCAAGGGUUUAAUUUUUUUUUUCAAUUGCAGAAAACUUGUUGAGCAAACUAUGAUGGAGCAUGAAAAUACCAAAGAAGCUCGAAGAAAACUUCAAGAAUACAAGCAAAAACUUGGUAAGGAGUUUUUCGUAGAAUUCUUUCAUCGGUCUACAAGGUAUUUUGUAUGAUAUUUUAUUGGACUUCUUGAUCAUAUUACAUGGACGAACAGAUGUUGUUGUAGUGCCUUGUUUUAUUGAUGGUUUACACCAAUUCUGCAUGAUCACUUCAAGUUGCUACUUACUCACAUUUUACUCGCAUUUCUUCAUCGUCCAGUUUGGCGUGGUUUUGUUGCUUUAACUGUUACAUAUUUUCAUUGGCGUUACUGAAUUUUUUUCGUCUUUUUUUCUUCUAGUUCAAGAAGUCAGCAAGGAAAGCCAAGAACUGAUGCGGAAAGCGUUGGAAGAGGUAACGUUAACUUUUUUACCGAAUUUUACUUUUCCUUUCUGCGGAUUAAAAGAUGCGGUAGAUGUCGCUAGACUUUUCCAAAAAAAAACAGGACGUAUUGAUAGUAAAUUUAGCGUAAUUUUUCCCAACCAAGAGAAGGAGGGUUACAAGCGAGGAGAUAGGUGCUGUAAUAUUUAGAUUCUUAUCAAAAGCUAACCUCCCAAGAGGGUUACUGAAUAAACGCUGUCAGCUAACGCCCAGUCAUAAACCUGUGAUUGCAAAAGAGAUUAAAAAGGUUCGUCAUCUGAAUGACUCAUGGAACGUUCAGUUUAUACAGCGAGGGGGUCAGGAGUAAAUCAGCGGAGAAUGAUAAAAAUUAAAAUACAAUUCCUUUUGACUGCUUUUCAGUAUUUAACUGUGUAACAUUUUUGAUUGAGGAGUUUGUAUUUUGUAGGCUGAGGAAGAAAUGAGGCAACGAGUCGCGUUGAUCGCCAAGAUACGAGCCAUAGAAAGUGUACCUGUAAUUAGGUUCAAGGUACCCUUCCUCUUAUUUCCAUAUUAAUCACUAGCUCAUUAGCCCUAAAUCAGUUCCUCUGAUAAACUGUAAUGUUUUUUCUAGUGUUUCACCAUUUUUUUAAUUAACUGCAACAAGACCUUUUUGACUCGGCGUUCAUUGCCUUUAUUUCCGGCAUUAACUUUAUGAUUGAUCAGGCUGCGACAUUAUAAGGAGAAAUUAAACGUUAAUCACCCUAAACUCAUUUACUCACAUGCUCUUUUCCAGCAAUGACUUGUAUCCCCUACAGACAACUGUUGUACCGUUGCUUUUGUUUUUCGUGAAGUAACGCUUUUUAUUUUUGUUCAAAUAGCAUGUAGAUCUCACGGAAAGUUCAGGAGCUGGUCUUCUUAGUGAAAUGUCCGUCGCGGAGGUGAGGCCGUUAGAAAUUAGAAAUUAGAAUUCACGUCAUUUUUCUGUGAUAAAACGUUUGUUAAAAAGUGUCUUUCAUUAAAGUAGUAGUUUCAGGAAUACCACCGGAUAGUAGACUACCGGUCAGCAGUCUGAGGCCAAACGCAUUAAUUUUAACGUUAGACGUGAAAUUUUACGUCUGGGGUUCAGCCCAGUCAAACUCUCUAUUUUAACGCGAAACGCUUUUUAGCAGUUGGGUAUGACGUUUGGCUUUGUGCUCUUGCUAUUUUUCUCCGAAAUUCUGUCAUUUUCCUACCACUGUGCAAGAUCAAGAACAGUACAGUUACUAAGGCUUCCUGCCAUGAAAAAGCUUAGCUUGUUUACUUGUUUGUAUGUUUGUUGUUUGGAAGUUAGCAUGUUUUCACCCAUUUUUUGAAAUUUUGUCCAAAAUGUUGCUGAGAAGUUUGCUUCAACCCUGCUUUUUAGUUACGGGAGAGGCUGGCUUUACUUAAAAUCGCAGAAAAGGAAGAAGAAGAGGAUAAGAGAGAUAGCAUUCUCAAAUCCAAAGUGGUAAGUAGUGAAGGCGUUAAAAGAACUGCGUCACGAAAUUUAUCAAAAUUCUAACAGCAAGAACUGCCACUGAACUAAGUGAAACAAAAAUAAUCGAUGAAAACAUUAAAAGAAGGUGAAAAGAGCAUAGCAAAUUCAAAAGUGGUCACGGAUGGACAACCUUAAAGAAUUUUUAAAACAGAUCGAAAUUGUGGGGUUUUGAAAACUUGUUAUCCUAACUGUUUAUCAAAGCUCAUUUUAAUUUAUUGUUUGUAACGUUUGAUACCAUGCUUGGGAAUUAUUUUUGUUGGACAAGAGGCUGUGAUUUUGUCAUUUACAAGAAAUUUCUUCCUUAACGUUAAUUUCCUUGGCGCAUAAGAAAACGUAAUCGGCAAUAUCAACGAAAUGAACGAAACAGCCGUGAACGGGUUAAGCUAUUGAAAUUGAUCGAGCUGCAAAACAAAACUACCCCUGCAAAACCUCAAGACUGCCCCGCGUUACAGACUCAUGCGCGGGGCUCGCCGCUGACCGACGUUGUCUGGUGUUUAUGCCUUGUUUAAUUUGUCUUUGGAAUUCUCAACAGGAGAAAGAUCAGCAUCUUAUGGACACUCUAGAAACCAUUGCUAAACAUCGAGCUCAGAAAGGAAAAGAGGCAGCCGUCCAGUAAGUAGCUAUAUUCGAGAGCUUAAGUAACGAAAAUGGCGACGGCAACGACAACGUCAAGAUAACAAUCGGCUAAAAUACGCAUGUUUAGGCUAUGUUUACAUUAUACUAGAUAGCUCUUACGCAGACAAUAAAACUAUACAGGGUAGGGCUUCUGUUCACCCAAUAAAAUUGUGCAAAUUUUCAUGUUAAACGGGGCAAAACUAUUUGUGUUUGAUAGGCUUGAACAAAAGAGGCGCCCAGUGAAAACGGAAAUGAAAGAUCCAAAACUGCAAGAAUUACAAGAAAAACUGGAGGCCAAGAAAGCAGGUAGGUUACCUCUGAGCACUGAUCAAGAGAUUUGUUAUAUGGCUGAAUCCGCGAGCGGGCAAGAUGAAGCGAAUCCUGCGUUCUGAUUGGCUACUCAAGCGGGCCGCUCGGGAGUUCCCGCGUUGGUCCCGUUAGAAAAAGUUUCCUUUUUGGCCAUACAAUAAACCCCUUAUUGACCAGGCUUGUUUGGUCAAGAUGGCUGGAUAUUGGCGUCGUUCUUUUUAGCGCUUUUAUUGACGUCGACUUCGUGUCGGUCAAUAAAAACACAAAAAAGAACUUGGCCAAUAUACAGCCAUCUUGACCGAACAAGCCUGGUCAAUGGCGCAUAUCUAUUGUACUUUGUUUGAUUAACAUUGUGUUGAAAUCAUUAUUGACUAUUUAAACUAACGCACCAUUGAAAGUAAAGAAAUUAACACACCAUUAACACCAACUAAACAUGUUUAAUUAAAGCAGGGUUUUAAAAAUGAAAAAGACUGACGGAAAACUAGUACACAGGCUUUUACCCAGAAUUCAAGUGAACUUUAACAUGUCAAAAAAUGGCCCUAAACUUACCAUCAAUAAGAGUACAGUAAACAGCUUUUAUGAAGAACACAAAUUUAAUCGUGUUUAACUAAACAGCUUUUAAACAUGUUUAAGCUUUGGGUUGAAUGGGGCUUGAGGAGAUUUUAAUUGAGAAUGUUUCCUGUUACAAACAGAUUUUAUUAACAUGUUAUAAAAUUUACUGAUCUAUGUCAUUUAUUUUGUUGUUGUUGUUUUUUAUAGAACGUAAAAUGGAAACUGAGAAGCUGGCCGUGCUGCCCAAAAAGAGCUCUGCCAGGCGACAAAAAACUUUGCAAACAGAAAAGGUUGGUGGCUUAUUGCCCACUUGUAUACUAACACUUGUACGCCAGACAAUUGCCGUAACAUGUUAAUACUGGUAGCCGCUAUCAGUCCAUUCAUGAGAUUACUGUACCCACCCAACCCAUGAUGUGAAUAAUGUGUGAAGGUUGGCCGCACCGCCGGGGUGUACGUUCCCUACUCUUUUCGAACAGUGGUGUGGGUUCUUUUACGUCCCACAAGAUCCUGAUAAGACAAAGUGAAAGUGCUGUGAGACGGGACCCACGGUUACCUCGUCAUGAACUUUUAGAAUUCCUUUUCACUGCUUACUCAAUUGUCUUUUAGCUUUCUGCAUUAUCGUUGCAAUGUUUAUCUUUGUUAAUCGUUGUGUUUUAUUAUCUUUGCACUUUUAACAAUGACGGUGGUUUUAUUUCAGGCGGCUCUUGAAAAGAUGAGAUGGAGAGAACUUGAACAAACUCGUGAAAAAGCAGCUAAACUUCGAAGCGAAGGACUGGCUAGUAGAAACUCUGCAGGAGUCAGACCCGUUACCACUCUAAAGUAA